This is a messenger RNA of Cheilinus undulatus (humphead wrasse), 1736 nucleotides long. It is a transcript of the gene mmachc, whose product is annotated as metabolism of cobalamin associated C. Bases 1 to 792 code for a protein of 263 amino acids. The transcript is spliced from 5 exons. Gene Ontology annotation, molecular function: cyanocobalamin reductase (cyanide-eliminating) (NADP+) activity; FAD binding; demethylase activity. The record is from RefSeq and is a predicted model, not a curated record. Gene Ontology annotation, cellular component: cytoplasm. Lineage: Eukaryota; Metazoa; Chordata; Actinopteri; Labriformes; Labridae. Gene Ontology annotation, biological process: cobalamin metabolic process.
AUGGCCGCGUCCACGGCGAGAGUGGAAGAAGUUACAGGAGCUCUGGAGGCAUGUUUGUCAGGGCUCGGGUUUGAAGUUCAUCUUCUGAAGGUGGGCUGGUAUAACGCCGUCCUGCCUCUGUCCUUCGCUCUGUCGUAUCCUGAUGACACGCUGGCCGUGGUUAUCUUCAGCAGGCCGUCCAUGUUCGAAGAAGCCUUCCUGCCCUUCAUAAAGGGGCGGGGCUUUAAGGGUGCAUCUGACCCCAUCGAUCAGUGUGUGAGGCAGUGUGUGUCGUCCACUGUGUCCAGGUGUUUCCAGGGACAGCAUGUGGACGUGAUGUAUGACUAUGAACUGCUGCCUAGCAGGAGGCCUCGGUUCCUGGCUCAGACAGCAGCUCACGUGUCUGGAGGAGCAUUCUACUACCAGCAGAGUGACGUCACAGAUCCACCAUGGAAAGACAGAAAGAUGUUUGGGGUGUGCAUUCACCCUCGGUUCGGGGGCUGGUUUGCGAUCAGAGCUCUGCUGGUGUUUGUGGAUGUGAGCGUGAGCUCUGACAUUGAGCAGCCUCAUCCUGUAGACUGUGUGCCGAGCAGAGAGGGCCGGAUCGAGCUGUUGGAGGCUUUCAACCUCCGCUGGCAGGACUGGAGCUACAGGGACGCCAUCCCUCCGGUUGAGUCGUACUCUCAGACACAGAGGGACUACUUCUCCUGUCCUCCCUCUGGGCGGCUGGCUCUGCUGAGGUCGUGGGGUUUCCUGCCAGAGAAUGAAGGGGCUGAAGUGACAGCAGAGACGACGCUGAAUGGACACGGCUGACGGAGAGGGGGGAAUACAUGCAUAUUCUCUACUGAUGCUGGAAGGACUUUAAAUUAAACUUUAUUUAAACUCUGACAGAGAGAUGUCAUGUCAGUGAACCUGUUUUAAUGUAUGUGGGAAACUUUUUCAGGUGAAGUUCUUUCCAGGUGUUUUCUGUUAAACAGUUCCUGUGAUCGUUGAUCACGUUGUGUACAAAUAUUUAUUUCAAUCUGUACAUCACUUCUGCUGCUACGCAUGAUUCAUGCCUGUUUUUAGUGAAAACACUACAGUCUAAAUCACACUACAGUCGUCACAAUGCCAGAGUUUAAACCUCAAGAUGAUACUGGUAAAAAGAAAGCUAACAGAAGUCCACAGAAGUCCUUGUCAUUUCUGGUUCUUAAGUGUCAGAAAUUACAGGUAAACUUCUGCUCUGUCUAAAAUGUACAAAAACACUGCCUUCAGAUUUUAAUGGAUCAUUCCUCUCUCUGUUAUGAAACAGAUGCAGUUUUUUUUUUUCAAAAGUUUGGUACCUUUCAAAACUUUCAAUCAAAAUAAUAGAGAUUAUAGUAACAGAGACCAGAACCGUGUACUGAGGAAAUCCACUCCAUCCUCAGAACCAUAUUGAUAAUGUUUUCAUCAUCACAGCAGAAAAAAUAGAAGUCCAAGGCACCUAAAGUUGGGGAAUUUAUUGGGUAAUUUACAGAAACAGUGCAGAUGUUUUAUGCAACUAUUUAGACCAUGUUUAAAGUUUAUCUGCAUAUUUGAUAACCAUAUUUCUUUCAUAUGCAUCUGUCUUAUCAAAUUCAUAUAAUUGUCCACAGUAGAGUACAUUUGGAUACCAUUGGUCAUUAAAGAAGUAUCUAAACUGUGACAACCAUUCUUUACAGGAGUUCAUGUCUGAUUUCUGUCUUUGCUCUCAGUCUUUACAUCACAGUGAAAUAAGAAAAUAAAUUUUUUACUGGUUU